Molecule: messenger RNA, 1734 nt
Organism: Trifolium pratense (red clover)
Lineage: Eukaryota; Viridiplantae; Streptophyta; Magnoliopsida; Fabales; Fabaceae
Exons: 10
Coding region: 303-1403 (366 amino acids)
Source: RefSeq, a predicted model, not a curated record
GAAUAUUAUGGACAUUAACAUUAGAGUUUAAUGCUAAUAAAUUUUCACCUUCCGAUUCUCUCUCUGGCUCAUCCACCACCGCCAUCAAUCUCCGUUCAUCCUCCGAACUAUCAUUAUCCAUAGAUCUUCCUUGCUGGCCUUGUUUCUGAGUUGUCAUAAUCCUCAUAGGUCCGUACAAAUCUUCGAUGACACGGAGGUGAAAAACCUCGCCGUUUAUCUUUACAUCGAUAAAUUCAGCCACCACAACUUGACAGGAAGUUCUAAUCAUGAGUCUCGCUACAUCCAUAUUGGUUUAAAAGACUAUGGACCCAUCUACAGCGCAGCAGACGACAGACACCAUCAAUGAAAGUUUACCUGCUAUACCUGUGGUGCCAUAUGACCGGUUGUUCCCUUUCUUGUUUCCCCAUAUUGACCAAGACAAAGUCGAUGAAAUUCAAGCUUUAUUCGAGAAAUAUAAGAGAGAUGAAAUAAUACCCAAGUCUAGGUUUUUUGCGCGUGUGACAGACAUUGUGGGAAUGCAGCUGGUUUAUUCAGCAACGAUGCAACUGCACGAACAACAGAAUAAAAAUCGUCAGGUCCCAGUCAAUGAACAGUUUACAACACAACAGAUGAGUAAUCUACAAAUCACAGACACAGUCAAUGAACUUCAAGUUUUAUUCAACAUGUUGCCAUAUGACCAAGACAAAGUCGAUGAGAUUCAACCUUUAUCCGAGAAACCGAGAGAUGAACAGGCAGACAUUGUGUCUACUUUUUCCCCACUUAUGACAGACAUUUUGGAGGAUCAGCUGGUUUCACCAUCAUUGGCACAAAUGCAAGAACAGAAAAGCAAUCUACAAGUCACAGUCAAUGAACAACCUAGAACCCAAAUCAAUUCUAGUAAAGUGGUGUUGACAUUUGAUCAGCUGUUCCAUCUCCUGGCUCCCCAAAUUGGCAUAGAGAAAACCAUUGACCUUUACUAUUUUGGUAAAAAAUGCCAGAGAGGUGAGAUACCCAAGUGUAAUAUUACACCGCUUAUGAAAGACAUUGUUGGGGAGCCAGCUUUUAGAUCAGCAGUAGCAACACUUCUAAGACAGAAAAGCAGUCAACAAGUCACAGUCAAUGAACAACCUGGAACCCAAAUCAAUUCUGGUAAACCGGUGGCGACAUUUUACGAUAUGUACCGUCUCUUGUCUCCCCAAAUUGGCCUAGACAAAAACAUUGACCUUUACUUUUUAGCUGAUAAAUACCAGAGGGGUGAGAUACCGGCGUCUAGUUUUCUACCGCUUGUGCAAGGCAUUGUGGGGGAGCCGGUUUUUAGAUCAGCAGCACAUACACUGCUAAGACAGAUAAGAAACGAACAAAUUCUUCGGGCACAUCUCUCUAGAAGUAUGAAUGCUUCUACAGACUGUUCUCAUAAUACCUGAGUUUGGACAGGGUGUGUAGGUUAAUUUAAUUCACAUUGCUGGACCCUGAUAAAGUGUUGUUGGUAUGUGUGUGAUAUUAGUAUAGCAAGUUGUGAGUUGGUUAAAUGUUGAUGGAUUUUGUCAGCUUCCUUUCGGAACCUUCUUCUUUGCUCCUACUUAUUAUGUGAAAAUGUGGUCUAGUCAUUUAAUUUAUUAGAAUGGAUUUCAAAGCUCAUGAAUCUGAUUGGUGAUUGGUUUAUCUGUCAUGAGUUUGUGAACCUGAUAUUUAUGUUCAUGAACCAUAUAUGUAGUAUUCAAAUAAUCUUACAUAAUUGAAUUCUAAACCAUCCAU